Molecule: messenger RNA, 1337 nt
Organism: Westerdykella ornata
Lineage: Eukaryota; Fungi; Ascomycota; Dothideomycetes; Pleosporales; Sporormiaceae
Product: mitochondrial 2-oxodicarboxylate carrier protein-like protein
Exons: 4
Coding region: 142-1074 (310 amino acids)
Biological process (GO): mitochondrial ATP transmembrane transport; mitochondrial ADP transmembrane transport
Cellular component (GO): mitochondrial inner membrane
Molecular function (GO): ATP:ADP antiporter activity
Source: RefSeq, a predicted model, not a curated record
CGGAAGCGUGAGGGCUGGUGGGGAGGUCGUUCUAAGAAGUAAUCGCGUUUUCGGGAAGGGUACGGAGUAGAUAAUCUAUAUCGACGUCAAAAGUUUGAGACUUUGGCGAACCGGAUAAGAAUAAGAGCGAACACUAGGAAAAUGUCUUCUACAACGAGGGGGGAUGCGAAGACGCUGCCGUUCAGAUAUCAAUUCGUUGCAGGUGCUGUGGCUGGGAUAUCAGAGAUUCUGGUAAUGUAUCCCCUCGAUGUAGUAAAGACUCGGAUUCAGCUUCAACACGGGACUACUACCGGUGCCAACAGCGGGACGGGGAACUAUACUGGUGUGAUUGAUUGUUUUAGAAAGAUCAUCAAGAGCGAGGGACUGUCGCGGUUGUAUCGUGGGAUUACGGCUCCGAUUCUGAUGGAAGUGCCAAAACGUGCUAUUAAGUUCUCGUCGAACGAUACAUUUGGAACAAUAUAUCAGAAAGCGUUUCAUGCCUCAACGCUCACACAACCUCUGGCAAUACUGACAGGCGCGAGCGCAGGGGCUACGGAAUCACUGGUGGUGGUUCCCUUCGAAUUGCUAAAGAUUCGCCUGCAAGAUAAGAGCUCUGCGUCCCGGUACACUGGACUGCUAGACUGUUUAGCCAAGGUCGUACGACAAGAAGGUCCAAUGGCACUGUACAACGGCUUCGAAGCUACACUGUGGCGUCAUAUUGUUUGGAACGCUGGCUAUUUUGGAUGCAUCUUCCAAGUGCGAAGCCAGUUACCCAAGCCAGAGCAGAGCCACAAUCCUAAAAUGCAGAAGACGGUCAAUGAUUUGGCGGCAGGGUUCGUAGGGGGUGUAGUGGGUACAACGUUGAACACGCCUUUAGACGUGGUAAAGAGUCGGAUUCAGAGUGUUGCAAAGGUUGAGGGCGUAAGGGCCAAAUACGAAUGGGCAUGGCUGAGUUUGGGGAUUGUGGCUAGGGAGGAGGGGUUCAGGGCGUUAUACAAGGGGUAUGUGGCGAAGAUACUAAGAUUUGGCCCAGGAGGAGGUGUGCUACUGGUCGUGUAUUCGGCUGUUUCGGAGAUGUUGGGGAAGGUGGUGUAGCAAACAUGACCAUGUUGGGGAAUAAUAAGCAUAUGCAAGGAUGCAGGCUGAUAUGGAGAUGGAAAUUCUGGAAGCGGACAACCUCUGUCAGAUGGUUUCUCGCCAGCCAAUACUCUGGCCUGGUUGAGGCCUCAAUCUUGGAUUCGAAUGCGAGAUCAGCUGCAGAUAUCCGGAUGAUUGUUUCGAGAUAUUAACGGUUAUCGGAGCAGAAGAUCGUAGACCGAAGUAUAUCCUAUACUCCGAGGUUAUAUAGCUGAAUUCGA